This is a messenger RNA of Ornithodoros turicata, 1143 nucleotides long. RefSeq lists its product as uncharacterized. The transcript has 6 exons. The record is from RefSeq and is a predicted model, not a curated record. Lineage: Eukaryota; Metazoa; Arthropoda; Arachnida; Ixodida; Argasidae. The coding region runs from base 174 to 785 and encodes 203 amino acids.
CACUGAAGCCAGUGCAAGUGGUACGUUCCGUAGAAAGCUCUUAUUAGGCAUUGCUGCACACUCAUGCUCCCGCCUAUCUGUUCCAGUUUAAGAUGUUUUUGUCGUACUUGUCCAAUAACAGCCUGUUACAGUGAUAGGUGUGAUAAUGUGUUUGUAUUGUAGACGUGGAAAGGAUGGAAUCAGCAAGCGAUGCGGGUGACUGUUUCAGCCUACGACAAUCCAUGUCAUCAGCGGGUCCGGAAAAUGUACUAGUGCUGGAUGGACUGCCCCUUGAACCAUUUGUGCCCUACCAGAUAGUCAGCCAAUAUGGGUUCCAUUACACAUUAGUACCGCACAAGCCAGAAUCUGUAGCGGAAAGGGUUAAGGACAAGCAAACACAAACAGCUAUUCCGACAUCCACGCUUGGCACUCAAACUGGGUUCCACAUGCAAAGUAGGGAAAGCCAGACAGGCAUGAGCCUUCCCCCUUCCAGCUCCCUUCUGUUGACAUCAUCUGAACUAGCAACUUGCUGUCCAGAAGACAGCAACAUUGAAAGCGUGGAUGUCUCUGCAGGACAGGCUUCCAUGCAGCAUAUAGGUGCACCAGCAUUUGAGGAACUGAUGCCAACAGAUAUGCUUUACAUGCCUCUUUCGCCCGUCCACUGCUCCACCCCAGCUAGAGAAGAACUUGAUACAACCUUGGGAUCUACAUGCCAGCCUGAUCCGAAGGACGUGACGGUCCACUCAUCUGAAUUAACAGAGGGAUCAGAGACUGAAGAUGACGAAUAUGAGAAGGAACAUGAGUGACAUCUUUCUAAAUCCCAUGUGCAUCGAACGCUAAAUCCAGAGGAACGUCUCUUCCUGGUGGCGGAGUCAAGUCUGCGAGAGCUCCUGUCACAGUGUCCUUGUGGCAGCAGCGAUGCUGAAACAGACAUCACAACAAGGGGCACAUGGCUGAGAGCAGCAACAGCUUGCAGCUGUGGGAAACUACGUACAUAGUCCAGCCAGCCUUGGGUGCAAGACAGACCACUCGGAAACAUCCUGCUCUGUAGUGCGAUUCUGUUUUCCGGCGUGAACAUAACCAAGGCAUUUCGUAUGUUCGCCAUGAUGAAGGUACAAAUACUGGCGCUUUUCUAGUGUUAAUGUAACCAAGGCAUUUUGUACA